Molecule: messenger RNA, 2308 nt
Organism: Pseudomassariella vexata
Lineage: Eukaryota; Fungi; Ascomycota; Sordariomycetes; Amphisphaeriales; Pseudomassariaceae
Product: Mysoin-binding motif of peroxisomes-domain-containing protein
Exons: 4
Coding region: 259-2172 (637 amino acids)
Molecular function (GO): myosin binding
Source: RefSeq, a predicted model, not a curated record
UUACUUGAAUGUUGAGCCGGGCCAUAAUGCCUCUUUGGCGUCACCGUCUGCCAUACCCUUAUUCCUCCCUGAUUCAACUCCGACACCUAGUGGUGCUCGCAAACUACACAGCCCACCAACUACUUUCGCUCUUUAAUGACUUAUAUCUCUUUGGUCCUUUCCGCAUCAGUUUUUCCAUUUUCGCCCCCGAACCUCGAUCAUUAACCGUAACAACGUACGACUAUCGCAAAGACAAGACAAUAUCGUGGCGGCAGAUGGAUGCCACCCGUCGUGCGACACCGCAAUUACAUGGAUCCUUUUAUGCAGCCUGGCGGCCCUCAUGACCAGUUGUUUAACGGCGACGUCCUCGAAGGCACCGGAAUCGGCACCUAUGAUGAGGAGCCUGAUCGCAGUAGGCGCCCGUCUGGCGCCUCGAUGCACACGCCGCCCUCGUCUCCUCCGAGCAGUCCGCCCCUCAGCUUCGCUCCGAGGGGCACGGUGACAGCAAGGAAUAUACGGAACCGCCUGAGUAUACAUAUUCCGAAAGUCGCCAACGACGUACAGAAAGUCGUAAACAAGACGGUCGACAGUCGCAAGGCCAAGAAAUUCCUCGAGGUGCUCAAACACACCAUCACCACAUCACGGCUAUUGACGCCGGAGCCCUCAUUUGGGCCCCUUACUGGGGUAUCCCUGCCGAUAAUAGUGCCGGGAGCCAUUGAUGAAAACAACAUCUACAGCAGUCCGUGGUCAGCCAAUGGCGCCAUUGUCGCCGCUGCCCUCGGUCUCGGUUUCGCCUGCCUCUGUCGUUGGUUCUUUGUCGGCGGUGUCUUGAGGAUAACAUUAUGGCGGGCCAUCGUAGCGGCCGUCUUGGUUCUGUUGGUCGUCUUAAUUACUAGGGUGUAUAUGCGACGUCAAUGGCUCGAAUACAUUACAGAACAGACAGCGGCGCAGGCGAACGCUUUUAGUCAGCUUUCGGAGGAGUUUGACAGCGCCGCCGGUGCGGCUUGUAAUUUCAUUAUGGAAGUGGAGCUCAUCGCCCGAGGUUACCGAAUCUCUCUGCCGCUACCACCCGUCAGUCGUUUCGAAGACCAGACCGUGGCCAACGGACAAAGUCUUAAGAGCGUGAAGACGAGGAAAGCUCUGCUUCACGAGCUUAAGCAUGCCGGCGUUACUUUCCACGGGAUGGCGGAGAAGAUCCGAGAGCUCUCCAACGAGGACGAGUUGAUGCAACUCGACGCAUUCUACGGCUUCUCCAAGACGAUGGUGGAGGAAGCACUCGAAAGUCUACAGCAAUGCGACCCGGAGCAGCCGUGGAAAACCUACGAGAUCAGAGAAUUUCACCAUGUGGUCCAGGAACUCCGCAAGAUGAUGCUGCUCGGCUUGAUUGCGAUAGACGGGAAGAGUACCGAGGCUGAGUUCUUCACCUUUACGCUCGCGUUGGAGAGUCUUCGCCGAGCCAACGAGGUGACCCGGACGGCUUGCUGCAACAUCAAGAAGAUGCUUUUGAAUGACGAGACAUUCGCGAAUAUAACAUCUCCAAAACUUCCGCAAACCCCAGAACACAAAAACUGGCGGAUGCAGGUGCGGAAGAUUGGAAGUAUGAAUAUGAGUAUUCGUAGCUUGCAAGCUAAAAUGGCUCUUCUGGCGGAGGAGUCGACCGAGAUCAUCUCCACGUCCGACGACUUAUCGGGCCUUGGCACCAUGUUCAUGGCCCAAUACGAAACUAUAGGCAAAGAUCUACGCGCUUUGAUGGAUGAAUGGGAAGCAGGCAAAGCAGGCUUAUCAGUAGGCAUGAACAAAGCCGAGCGACGGGUAUCGUCCAGGAGCUUCAUCAUGUCUCCCAUCAGUUCUAGCGAGAUGGCGUCCGUGUCUGAAGAGGGUGGCCGAGAAGAUGCUCUCAAGGCUCUCAACGGAGGCUCUUCCCCGCCUAGCUCAGUCGACCCCAGCAGUCCCGUAAGCCUGCCGCAACCCGAAAUCGUCUUCGAAGCUAUCGCCUUGCAAGAGAAACCGCGGAGCCUCAUGUCUCGCGCCGAGAGAAUCGCCAAGGUCAAGGCAGACCGAGAGGCUAGAGAAACAGCCAAGGAGAGGCCCCCAAUCAAUGGUUACGUAUUAGGGGAGCUGAAGAACGUCCUGGACAACCGGAAGAAAGCUCGCCAGUCCAUGCCGAACCUGACGAGGACGCCCGCGGUGUAAUGUAUCCCAUCCGCGGGCUUACCGCGGCCUACAAAUGCCGCAGCUUCACAACGGCUUUCCUAAUGUAUUACGGAUGGGGUAUAAAGGUUCCCAUGGAUUGGCUUAUGGCGCGAUAGGGUAUAGAAUUGGUGUUUUU